This is a messenger RNA of Punica granatum (pomegranate), 726 nucleotides long. The record is from RefSeq and is a predicted model, not a curated record. Lineage: Eukaryota; Viridiplantae; Streptophyta; Magnoliopsida; Myrtales; Lythraceae.
UGCACAACAAAACUGAAAAUUCCUCUCAGCUCCCUCCCUUCACACAAAGAAGAAGAAGAAGAUGUCCACCGAGUCAACUCAUCUCACCAUCUUCUUCUUCAACAUCAUCUUCAUUUCUACCUUCGAGCCCUCCAUUUCCAUUGCCGCAUCUUCCCCGAAGUUCCCUUGCUCCGGGCCCCGCUACUCCUCCUUCCCCUUCUGCAACACUUCCCUUCCCAUCACCUCCCGGGCCCGCUCUCUCGUCCAUCUGCUGCGCCUCCACGAAAAGAUCUCCCUCCUCAGCGACAACGCCUCCGCCGUUCCCCGGCUCGGCAUCCCCGCCUACGAGUGGUGGUCCGAGUCCCUCCAUGGGAUCGCCACCAACGGCCCCGGCGUCUCCUUCAAUGGCUCCAUCCCCUCUGCCACCAGCUUCUCCCAGGUCAUCCUCAUGGCAGCCGCCUUCAACCGCUCCCUCUGGUCUUCCGUCGGCUCCGCCAUCGCCGUCGAGGCCAGUUUAUCGAGUGUCUACCAUUCAUAUGGCCGCUUUUGUAUGACGUCAACAGGGCAAUGACAAUCAUGGGCAAGCAGGGCUAACAUUUUGGGAACCGAACAUUAACAUAUUCCGAGACCCGAGAUGGGGGAGGGGCCAGGAGACGCCAGGGGAAGACCCGAUGCUGGCCUCUGCCUUCGCGAUUGAGUAUGUUACGAGAUUCCCGGUGCAGAUCUCCGUGAUGAACGCUGGUGAUG